AAAGGAGGAGUUCCAUUCUGUUAUUCGUCUUUGUCAUGUAGCAGUAUCUCAGUAAACACUUUCAAGAACAAUGAAAAGUUUAUAUUUGCAUGUUUUUUCCCCCUCUGAGUUUGGAAUGUGUGUCCGUGUGUUUUCCCCUUAACAGUAUGAAUGUGUGUCCGUGUUUUUUCCCCUUAACAGUAUGCCUGCGCAGCCCAACACUGGCAACCCCUUUGUGGCAGCAUCCGCACUCCCUGGGUCAUUGGUCCAUGCGGCUCCAAACCCUCUCCUCCAGAUGGGGGCGCUCCAGGGCUCGCCAGUGCUGGGCGUCGCCCGCUGCCAGGCUAUCAACUCCGCUCCAGGAAGCCCCCUUUUCCGCUCGCUGUCCCCCACCCCUUCCUCCCUGCAGGGCAGCCCCGCUAAAGGCCCCGAGAUCUCCAUGGCAAACCUCCACGUCCCGCUUGAUGCCAUCAAACCCAGUAAGGUUCUGCCCGUGACGGCAUAUGAUAAGGAUGGGGUACGCUUGCUGCUCCACUUUGCCUCUGAGUGUCCGGCAGGCAGAACAGACGUGCUGGUGGUGGUGCUGUCGUGGCUGAACACGGCUCCUCUACCCGUUCGCAAUGUCAGUCUGCAGGCAGCAGUCCCCAAGUCCAUGAAGGUGAAGCUGCAGCCUCCAUCAGGGAUAGACCUGGCACCAUUUAACCCCAUCCUGCCCCCACCCUCCAUCACCCAAAUCAUGCUGCUGGCCAAUCCCCUCAGGGAGAAGGUGCGACUGCGCUUCAAGCUAAUGUUUCUGCUCGGUGAGAGGCAGUACUCGGAGGUUGGGGAGGUGGACCAGUUUCCUCCGCCAAGCCAGUGGGACAAACUAUGACCCUUGACCUCUGAUCCCUGACCUACGGCUCGAGACCCUUUGUGUCCAGUGACCGCCUCCGCAAGGGAACGCCGGGAGGUGGGGGGAAGAGCGCGUUUCCAGGUGUCGCGUAGCUUGCACUAACUGUCACCCUUGUCAUUCCAGUGUACUUCUCAUUGUGUUGCUGACCAAAGGAAAAAGAGAAUAGUGCAGGUCUACCAAGCAAGUAUGUCAUCUUUCAGCAUUGACAAGAAGAACAACGCUUCAUGCUGAACACUGAUCAGAACACCACUGGUAUUGUGAGCUAACAUCGAAAACAGGACAUGCUACUAUAAUGCCCUGCAUUCAGAUAAGCCCACAGAUCUCACAGAGGACCAUCUCUCAAGCCCUCGGGAGGUGAGAGAGUACAUAGCAUAGCAUAGCAUAGCAUCUCAUAACAUAGUUUCCCUUUAUUUCUGGUUCUGGUUGAAAAGUGGACCAGGCAAAGUUAUGUCAUCCAUCGAGAUAGAGGUUUAGCUGGGGGCCACGCGUUAACCAACCUUUUAUUUACAUAAUUAUAUGGAAUUCAAAUCUGAAUCAGUUACAGGCACUGUUAAAGGCACACUAAGUAUGUUUCGCCCUAACAGCAGCUGAGUUGGAUUUCACUGCUCCUUGUGUAGAUGCCCAGAAACAUCCAAACAUUUUCCAGAUAUAUGGCCAGGGACUACACUAUUAAGGGCUGAGAAUGAAUCCUCAUAGAUAGGCUACACUGGUUAUUUAAGGGUUCUUUCUCUUGAAAAAGUGACUUAUUGUACCUUUAAAGAUGCUAUGGUAGGUACAGUUGUGGUGUCAAGAGGUCUGAAAGCCUGACAACUGAAAUGGCCGCAUGUAGUCCUUUGAGCAUUUCACAAUGGGCCAAUAUCAGAAGAAAACUUCCCAUAUCUAUUAGUCCUGAGCCCCUCUUCCCCUGACACAUCUUACCAAAGAGUACAUGCCCUCAAAGGCUCCAGAUAAAACAGUACAUUAGUAUCCAUAAAGGCUUAUGUGGCUGCAAAUACGCCUGUGUAGCUCCAAUGUUAAGGUUAUCGUUUUGACAUCCGCAGUAAUUGUUCACGUUAUUGUUGAAGGGAUGUUUUGUACUUCUAAACCUGUGAUAUACACCAUCGCAGAUAAGGUAUCACUGCUGUAAGCAUUGGAUAAUGCUAGGAAUGUGAAACUGCGGAAAAAAGCUUUAUGACUUUUAUCUUUUCAUAAUAUCAUUAGGUUAAAAUUGUUGUUCUUUCUACAGCAGAACAAGAAGGCCUUGCUAGUGAAUCUGGGUGUUAAAUAAUAGUGCUUGACUUAUGACCCAUUAUAAAAUCCAUCUGAGCUUCUAAUGUAUUAUAGACCCUGGCGAUCGCUACAGUGUUACUGAUGUGACUGUGCCCAUUUUAAUGCCAGCAUGCCUUUAGCACAUGCCUUUUAGCAAAACAAAAGUACAUAUCAUAGUUUCUGUUAACAGCAGUUACAUUUCUAAAUUGCAAGUCAGUUUUUUAGGGCAAACCACUAUUUCAGGAACUUGUUUGAUGGUGGAAAUGAACUAACAAGAUGCACAUAUCUGGCAAAUAUGUGAGAACCAGGAAAGGGUUUCAGUCAUUGACUCACUUCUGGCUUAGUGAAUGAUAUUCAGUGUUCUAAAAUACCACAUGGAAGAUGGAAAACUGAAACCUGUGUUGAAUCAAGCUGCGUUUUAAUUACUUCACAGGUCACAGCUAGAGGACCGCUUACUUUUUUACAUUAACAGUGUAAUCUGGUCCACAGCCUAAAGAAUAUGAAACCAUUUUAUGUACUGGCUGUAAUCUAUUUAUUGAAAGGCUAGUUUAUUGUAUUAUUCAGUAUUUAUAUGACAGUAUUGUGAUUGUAUUGUGUGUGCUGCAGUUACUCACUCUGAGUGGUGGCUAUCCAAGCAACUGUGGUAUUAGGGACAGCAAGUCCUAACUUGACCAAACUUUCCCCAGGCGGACAUCCCAACAUCAGCAUGUGUUGAUAUUUAUGGAUAAAUAGAUACUAGUUAUUAAGUUGAUGUUUAUGAAUUUAGGCUUAAUCACAACAGGUCAGCAACCCUUAAGGUGCAUCCAACACGUAAAAGUGCAAUGAAGUGUUUAGGAAAGUAUACAAUACAUCUCUAGGUGUAUUUUACUCACAGGAGGGACAAAUGGAGGACACUUGAACCUGAAGCUCCAUCUAAGAUGGUUGACAUUAAUAUUUAAGGACAUUUUUAGAAUUCAAAAUAUAAAAAGAAAGGAGAAUUCCCUGUCUGUUAAACACCCUCAUGUCAUACUAGGCCUACCCAGUUAGUAUACAGCCAAUGCUUAACUAAAUUCAGCAGUGGAUGGAAAAACUAUUUUCUACCACAUACCAUACAUCUUAUGAAGAAAGUAGUAAUUUGAGUGUGGCAUUGAUCAGAGGUUUAUCACCAGAUCCUAUUCAUGCAUUCUUAUCACACAUAGGGGCAGAUGUAUGUACGUGUGCGCAGCGUAAACAGCGACUUGGCCAGUCUGCAGAAAGCGCACGUCACAGCCCUCUAACCGUAGUUGGCGACGCCUGAAACCGAACAGUAUCAUUCAAUCACGGGUGCAAUUGAAUGCAAUCAUGGAAUCCCAGACCAACUUAAAAAAAAAAAAAAAAAACGUU
Molecule: messenger RNA, 3481 nt
Organism: Clupea harengus (Atlantic herring)
Lineage: Eukaryota; Metazoa; Chordata; Actinopteri; Clupeiformes; Clupeidae
Gene: gga3b
Product: ADP-ribosylation factor-binding protein GGA3
Exons: 4
Coding region: 182-850 (222 amino acids)
Biological process (GO): Golgi to plasma membrane transport; protein localization to cell surface; intracellular protein transport
Cellular component (GO): trans-Golgi network
Molecular function (GO): small GTPase binding; phosphatidylinositol binding; ubiquitin binding
Source: RefSeq, a predicted model, not a curated record